Molecule: messenger RNA, 1446 nt
Organism: Capsicum annuum
Lineage: Eukaryota; Viridiplantae; Streptophyta; Magnoliopsida; Solanales; Solanaceae
Exons: 9
Coding region: 1-1446 (481 amino acids)
Source: RefSeq, a predicted model, not a curated record
AUGCAGAAUCCUAAGAAUGGCAGUCACUGUUUGGCUAUCACUAAUUAUAGUGUUAAGGCCACCAUUGAUCCUCCCAUACAUGUAGUUGAUGAAUCUAGGGAUAAUAUGGUUGAUGUAGAUAAGGCACAUAAAGCAGAAUCUAAAAUGUUUGUGACUAGUGAUAUUGAAGAAGAAAUAAAAGAAAGGGAAGUAUCAAAAGUCCUAGUCGAAGUUGAAGGAAUUCUGAAAGAUAUGAGAGUGAUAUUUGUGAUUGAUACUAUUGAUGAUGAUGCAGUAACUGUACCUAUUGAAGAGAGACUUCGGGUUGAGGCAUUGGCAACGGUUAUCAUAAAGUUUGAUAGCAAUGCCAUUGAUGAGAUUGUGAGUGCAUUAUACGGUAGAGGGGCAGAUAAUACCUUAUCAGAUGUUAUUAUUAUGGACUUAUUAGAGGCACAGGUUGAAUCAUUGAUUUUAGUGUUGCAGAGGUACAAGAGGGCCAUUGAAUGGGCCAUUGCAGAAAUUGUAGGGAUUCCACUCGGUAUUUUCACUCAUAAGAUACAUCUUGAACCUGAGUGUAUACCAAGCAUCGAGCACCAGCGUCAGUUGAAUCCUCCUAUGCAGGAGUUUUUGGCAAAUACUUCUAAGAUUGAUCACCACAUGGAUGAAAUAGGAAAAGUGAAGAUGAAGCAGAUUGGGUUGGAUAAUAAGUUUACCCACUUCAGGUUUGACUGGUGGACUAGCCAGAAACUGGCAGGUGUUCAGGCCCCAGAUCUGGCAGAUGUGCAUGAUAAGUUGGAUGUGUUUCGAGCGAGACCUGAUCACCAAGUUGUGCAAUUUGAUCUUAAUAAUGAUGAGGAUGGAAUAGAUGGAGCUGGUGCAACUGGAUCUAAGUUCAAUAUUACAAAACAACAUAAGAAAGAGAAAGAACACUAUCAGGACAUGGCACACUUGAAGACGCAGAUGGAUUUGUUGACCAAGCACUUAUUAUCUGCAAAGACUAAAAAAGUAAAAGUUGUUGCAUCCCAAGGUAGAGACGAUUCUGAUUUGGAAGAAGAGGCAAACUAUCUAAAUAAUCAGGGGGUUUCCAAGGCAACAUCCAAGGAAAUUAAGAAGGGCAUUUUUCUCAGACACAAAAUUUCAGAAAACAGGAUUGAAGUUGAUCGAGCUAAAGUUGAGGUUAUAAAGAAACUUCCACCUCCUAUUUCAGUGAAGGGGGUGCAAAGUUUCCUUGGUCAUGCUGGCUUCAAUAGAAGGUUCAUAAAGGAUUUCUCCAAGAUUGCAAACCCCCUUUGUGAACUUUUGGAUAAGGAAGUUAAAUUCUCAUUUGAUGAUAAUUGCUUGAAGGUAUUUGAAUGCCUUAAAGGGAAGUUGGUUGAUGAUCCUAUUAUCGUUGCACCAGAUUGGUCAAAGCCAUUUGAGAUCAUGUGUGAUGCAAGUAGUGUUUCCCUUGGAGUUGUGAUGGGAUAA